AUGGAACUUGAGAAUUUACUGCCAUGCCGGUCAAAACAGAUUGACCUGAUCUGUGCUUAUUUGGAUGAGGUUGUCGUCUGUUUUUUACCUAGUAUGUUUGUGUAUGGUCUGCCAGCAACAGGCAAGUCAUCUGUCAUCAAAUGCCUUGUUCCCUAUUUGAAACAUAGAUACAUAAAUGUCAACUGCAUAGAAUGUUACACACCCCGCCUUAUUUAUGAAUGCAUAUUAGGACAGCUGGACCCAUCGUUCUCGGGUAGAUGUGACAAUCCAAGUAAAUUUGUUGAUAUGUUGAAAGAGACUAUUAUUACAACAUGUGGCUCUGAUCACAGCAUCUAUAUUCAUUUCGAGAAAUGUGAAAGGUUAAGAGAGGUGCAUCCAUUAAUGCUGCCCAUGUUUUUGAAGCUGCAAGAAUUAGUUAAUUUUUGUGUAUUUUUGAUACACUUUGUUGAUGUUGUUGUUGGCGUUGUAUCUUAUAAAAAAAAUUGCUUUUUUGAAAAAAUAAAAUUGAAACAAAAAAACCAAAAAACUAAUAUAGAUGAGUUGCUGAAGAUCUUAUGCCAUGACACGCCGGCCAAUGUGCCACAUUCCACUUAUGAAAACUUCAUCAAUUUAUUACUUGACGUUUUCCAUAUGGUCUGCAGAAAUCUCACUGAACUAAGAUACCUGGCUCAUGUCAAUUUAGACAAAUAUCUUGAGCCAGUUCACAAAGGAGAAGCCAACUAUGGUGACACUGUCAAGUUGUGGAAAAAUAUAGAGCCACAUUUAAAAAGAGCCAUGCAAACAGUCUUCCUCAGAGAAGUUUCUGGGGAGCAAUGGAUGAAAAUGCAACAGCUUUCAUCUGAAUCUACCUCAGCCUCUUCCAGUACCAGAUCAACCAUUGAAAUACCUGUAUACACAAAAUACCUCCUUAUUGCUGCCUAUUUAGCCUCGUAUAAUCCUGCAAAAUUAGACAAAAGAUUUUUUAUGAAGAAUGCCGGCAAAACGAGCAAACGUCUUAAAAACGCCAUCAAGAAGAAAGAAGAGAGAACAUCGUGCCACCUGCUUGGUCCAAAGUUCUUUCCACUGGACCGAAUGAUGGCAAUAUUUUAUUCCAUCGUUGAGGAGAAGGUUGUGCCUACUGCUAAUACCUUCUCACAGAUAUCUUCUUUGGUCAGUUUAGGAUUGUUGUCUCAAUCAUCGAUGGUCGACCAGCUAGAUGGUCAGAAGUAUAAAUGUCUGGUCACUUUAGAACAGAUCAAAUCUGUUGCUAAGUCUGUCGGAUUCGAAAUAAUGCGAUAUCUUUACGAUUUUAUUUGA
Messenger RNA from Helobdella robusta, 1296 nucleotides. RefSeq lists its product as hypothetical. The transcript has 14 exons. Gene Ontology annotation, cellular component: nuclear origin of replication recognition complex; nucleus. Gene Ontology annotation, biological process: DNA replication initiation; DNA replication. Gene Ontology annotation, molecular function: DNA replication origin binding. The coding region runs from base 1 to 1296 and encodes 431 amino acids. Lineage: Eukaryota; Metazoa; Annelida; Clitellata; Rhynchobdellida; Glossiphoniidae. The record is from RefSeq and is a predicted model, not a curated record.